AAAUAAAUGAACUCCGUCUUCAGUGCGCUUCACUUGUGUUUUUUUCUGAUUUUACUGUCAUUAAGCACAUAAUUUGAUGCAUAUUUUGUAUGCAACAGUUAUUUUGACUAUAUAUCGUACUCUAUUAUGCUCCAAAUUACUACGGGGAGUGCUCUAAGUGCUUCUAAUAACUAAAAUCAAUAACAAUCAGUGACCAACAAAGUUACCGAGAUGAAUUAUGAAGCGGAUAGGGCUAUGAAUCAAAAGCGGUUACGAAUGGAGGGCGAACCGGGCCACGGUGUUGUCCAAGGAAACGGUUUGCCGCUAAAUUAUAUAGACAAUGGUCACCAAAUACCUUACCAGCCGUACGCAGGAGCGUACAACACGCACUACCCGCCCCCAGACGCGUUCGCGGCGUACGGCCCGCCGCCGCCCGGCGGCUACGCUCCCCAGAACCUGUCGUACGCGCCGCCCGCCCACCAAAACUAUCCCCACCACCAGACCUUCCCCCCACAGCAGCCCCAAGCACAACUUCACAUGCCACAGUCACACAUGGGUAAAUAUAUGCAAGGCUACGGCGACGUAGGAGUGCACAAGCCGGCGUGGCCGCCGCAGAGUCACCUGCUGCCGCCCCUCGACACGCAGAAGCCUCUCGACGUGAAGCAGCUCAAGCCGGAGAUCAAGUUGGAACCGGCCGACUCGCAGAAGAGACCGCAUCCAGAGAAUGAGAUGAUGGGUGGCGAUAUGGAUCAGCCUAAAAUCAAGAUUAAGACAGACAUUUUUAAGCCUGACGACCUGGCCCACAGACCCGCUGGCGAGAAGCCACUCGAUGUUCAAAAGCCCUUGGAGCCCCAUAAAACAGAUCAACAAAAUAAAGACGAAGGUCAUCCGGGCGAGGUCAAAUCCGGGGACAAACCUACAGAGACGUGCAAGUCAGAGGCGUCAGCGGAACGCGCGGCGGACGACCAGCGGCCGGCCGAAUCGAAAACCCCUACAGCUGAUAAAUCAGUGGAGGACAGGAAACCGUUCAAUAGUCCAGAUAUAGCAAAGUCCGCGAGUACGCCAGGCAAGACGCCCACCCCCGGCUCUGAGCCAAAGAAGAGAGGGCGGCCGAAGGGGUCGACGAACAAGCCGAAGCCGGCCGGGGCGCCGCUGCGGGCCGCCGCGCCGCGCCCGCCCGCGCCGCGCCCGCCGGGGCCCGCCGUCCCCAGCGGCCCGCGCCCGCGCCUGCCCGGCUACCAGUACGCCGUGCGACCCUUCAGGAAGGACUUCUCCGGCAUACAGUUCAGGAGGCGAUGGAGUGAUGAUUGUCUCGACUCGUCACACAUACCCAACGAAGUGUAUUUCGGCGACGUGCCGGUCUCGAUGGAGGUGCUGUUCAACUAUUACGACGCGAACGCCGAGAGGGAGAAGUUGGCCACACAGGCUGCCCUCAUAGCGGCGCAGAAAGCGGCCGCUGCCAAGCUAGCUGCCGCCAAACUGCAGGCCAGGGGACUGUUGUACAAUGAGCAGGUGACGACAGUGGACUCGUCGUCAUCAGAGGACUCGUCCGGCUCCUCUGGCAGUGAUUCGGAAGAAAGUGACGAUCAGGAUACGCCGUUAAAACGUGGCCCCGGCCGGCCCAAGGGUUCCAAGAACUCGAGCAGUCCGCGCACGCCCGGCACCGGCAGCACGCCCGGUAGCGGGCGACGUGGGAGACCUCCAGUGCCGCCCGAGUUGCGGCAGCCCGGUAUAACGGACAUGAAAAAGUUCUGCAAAGCCGCCGGCAUACGGUUCGACUAUAAGAAGCUUGUUGAAGGUUGCACAAAGAAUAAGGAGCGAGUGGCCAAAAUGUUGGACCUACUAACGGCAGCGGGACUCGAAGGGAAGCCUACGUUAGAGAAGUGCAAGGCACUGAAGCAGGCGAAGAUGGAGAAGAAGGAACAGGAGAAGCAGUCCAAGAAGGAGGCUAAGGUCAAGCACAAAGAGGAAAGAGAGGGCGGGUCGGGCGGCGAUGGCGACGAGGCGGGCGUGCCGCGACGCAUGACGCGCGGCGCGACGGGCGUGAAGCCGCGCCAGCGCAUCGUGAUCUCGUCCGACGAGGAGGACGACACGCCCGCCGCGCGCCGCACGCUCUCCAAGCUGCGCUCCAGCGUCAACGACCACUCCGACUCCGACUAGGUACAGUACACUACACGCACCCACACACCGGCACACCACUACACUACACUACACUACACAGUACACUGAUCGAUGCAUCGUGAUCUCGUCCGACGAGGAGGACGACACGCCCGCCGCGCGCCGCACGCUCUCCAAGCUGCGCUCCAGCGUCAACGACCACUCCGACUCCGACUAGGUACAGUACACUACACGCACCCACACACCGGCACACCACUACACUACACUACACUACACAGUACACUGAUCGAUGCAUCGUGAUCUCGUCCGACGAGGAGGACGACACGCCCGCCGCGCGCCGCACGCUCUCCAAGCUGCGCUCCAGCGUCAACGACCACUCCGACUCCGACUAGGUACAGUACACUACACGCACCCACACACCGGCACACCACUACACUACACUACACUACACAGUACACUGAUCGAUGCAUCGUGAUCUCGUCCGACGAGGAGGACGACACGCCCGCCGCGCGCCGCACGCUCUCCAAGCUGCGCUCCAGCGUCAACGACCACUCCGACUCCGACUAGGUACAGUACACUACACGCACCCACACACCGGCACACCACUACACUACACUACACUACACAGUACACUGAUCGAUGCAUCGUGAUCUCGUCCGACGAGGAGGACGACACGCCCGCCGCGCGCCGCACGCUCUCCAAGCUGCGCUCCAGCGUCAACGACCACUCCGACUCCGACUAGGUACAGUACACUACACGCACCCACACACCGGCACACCACUACACUACACUACACUACACAGUACACUGAUCGAUGCAUCGUGAUCUCGUCCGACGAGGAGGACGACACGCCCGCCGCGCGCCGCACGCUCUCCAAGCUGCGCUCCAGCGUCAACGACCACUCCGACUCCGACUAGGUACAGUACACUACACGCACCCACACACCGGCACACCACUACACUACACUAUACUACACAGUACACUGAUCGAUGCAUCGUGAUCUCGUCCGACGAGGAGGACGACACGCCCGCCGCGCGCCGCACGCUCUCCAAGCUGCGCUCCAGCGUCAACGACCACUCCGACUCCGACUAGGUACAGUACACUACACGCACCCACACACCGGCACACCACUACACUACACUACACUACACAGUACACUGAUCGAUGCAUCGUGAUCUCGUCCGACGAGGAGGACGACACGCCCGCCGCGCGCCGCACGCUCUCCAAGCUGCGCUCCAGCGUCAACGACCACUCCGACUCCGACUAGGUACAGUACACUACACGCACCCACACACCGGCACACCACUACACUACACUACACUACACAGUACACUGAUCGAUGCAUCGUGAUCUCGUCCGACGAGGAGGACGACACGCCCGCCGCGCGCCGCACGCUCUCCAAGCUGCGCUCCAGCGUCAACGACCACUCCGACUCCGACUAGGUACAGUACACUACACGCACCCACACACCGGCACACCACUACACUACACUACACUACACAGUACACUGAUCGAUGCAUCGUGAUCUCGUCCGACGAGGAGGACGACACGCCCGCCGCGCGCCGCACGCUCUCCAAGCUGCGCUCCAGCGUCAACGACCACUCCGACUCCGACUAGGUACAGUACACUACACGCACCCACACACCGGCACACCACUACACUACACUACACUACACAGUACACUGAUCGAUGCAUCGUGAUCUCGUCCGACGAGGAGGACGACACGCCCGCCGCGCGCCGCACGCUCUCCAAGCUGCGCUCCAGCGUCAACGACCACUCCGACUCCGACUAGGUACAGUACACUACACGCACCCACACACCGGCACACCACUACACUACACUACACUACACAGUACACUGAUCGAUGCAUCGUGAUCUCGUCCGACGAGGAGGACGACACGCCCGCCGCGCGCCGCACGCUCUCCAAGCUGCGCUCCAGCGUCAACGACCACUCCGACUCCGACUAGGUACAGUACACUACACGCACCCACACACCGGCACACCACUACACUACACUACACUACACAGUACACUGAUCGAUGCAUCGUGAUCUCGUCCGACGAGGAGGACGACACGCCCGCCGCGCGCCGCACGCUCUCCAAGCUGCGCUCCAGCGUCAACGACCACUCCGACUCCGACUAGGUAAUCCUCGAUUUCUCUGCCUGGUAAAGGUCGCGUGGGACACAACAGUGCCAGUUAUCUGUUAGUGGGCAGUGAACGGACGUGCGGCCCCUAGAAAGUGCUUCGACGGGGGCCCUGAGGUACUGUUAGUGGCGUAAAAUUCCUAUUAAUAUUAGCUCGUCUAUUUGUAGUGUGCGCGAUGUGACAAUAGCGGUUGGUUGGUUGCAGUUUUGUAGCGGUGUUGCCAUCACGUGGUGAACGGUUUGAUAAUGUGUGACGACAGUGGAAUGGCAUAGAAAUAAUAUAAUUUAAAAGCUCUCUUUAAUAGUAACAUUUUUACAACGCUACCGUUGGGUUUGGAUUAUCACUGCGGGAUCUUCGCAGCAGAUAACGAUUUGCUGAGAAGAUCCUGCAGUGAUUCUUUUCAUUGUACUUUUGUAUUAUUUAUUAUUAUUUGUAUAAAAAAAAAGUCAUAUAUUUUUUUCAGUAAGAAUUUUUUAUAGUAUCAACUAUAAACAAAUAAAACAUACACUAUAAAUGUAGAAUAAAAAGCUACAAAUUUGUCUAUGAUGUUUACAACUAUAAAUACCGUUUACCACGUGGUUCAACGCUUCGAUUUUCGAAUUGAUAUUCCUAAGAAAUAAGCUAGUACCAUAGUUUUACAGUCGGAAACUAAAGGCAAAGGUAGUUCAUUUGAAAGUUGGAGAAUUUAAAAAUGAGUAUUUAUUUGAUAAUUAUUGCAUUAUAAAAUUUUAUUUUGUUCAUACAUUACGUAUGUUUUUUUUUUUUUUAAUGGGAUCGACAUUAGUUUUGUGGUUAAGAGAAUUAACGUCUCUUGUUCAGUCAACUUUUGCAAUAGCAGCGUAGUUUUUUUUUUAAAGAAUAAGUUAGAAUAUAUAUAUAUUUAAAAGAGAAAUUGUUUUAAUGUGACCGAAUAAUAAACGUUAUUGCAAUGGAGAAUUUGAUCUCUCAAAUGUGAAUUCAAUAAUAAUAAUUUAUUUUGGAUAAUAGUAGUUAUACUGUAGUACGGUAUGGUAUAUUGCGAUUGUAUCGUCACGAUAUAAUUAUAGCGAAAAAUGCAUUAAAUUGUAUGGAGACGGUUUUAUUUUUCCGUGAUUAUAUAGAGGGCCGUGCUAGGAAAUUGAAGUGUUUUCGUACAUUACAUAACUUCAGCUUUACUAUUAUAUCGUGACGAUAAAAUCAUACGAUACCAUGGCAUGUUAAUGUAAAUAAGCUGGAAUAAGAUGGUCACUGUAUUGUGAGAUAUUUAUAAAUAAAUAUUGAAUGUAAUGCCUCGACACAAGAUGGAUUGUACUUGUGUAUUAUUACUGUUAUUGAAUUAAAAAAAAAACAUACUGUCUAUUAAUGUAUAUUAUAAUUUUUACAAUACAAACAUUCAGAAAUGUAUUUAAAUAUUUUUUUUUAAUUGAAAUUUAUAUAUUAAAAAAUAAUGCAUUUUACGACUUUGAAAGUCGCAAAUAUUUAUUUACUUUGCAAUAAUUUAAUAGUCGCUAUAGACCAAUAUUAUAGGUGUUCAUUGCUCUUCCCUCAAUGAUCUAUUUCGAUACCAAUAGCAGCUUUACAUAAAUGUAGCUAAAGUUGAAUUUAGAUUGCUCCCAUAAUAAUAGUUUUAUCGUCAAAUCGAUAAAAAAUGAAAACCUUCAAAAAUCUACUACUCUCUGUCACUUUCUUUCAAAUUAAGAGUUUAACUCGAAAGAAAGAGACGACACUAGCUAAUGUAAGUUUAUUACAUUAUUGACGAAUUUAAUAUUAAAGUUUUUUUUUUUAAAUGAAUCUAUGUUUCGAGGCCUACAUUCUUUUUUAAAAUGAACAGUGUAAUGCAAAAGUAUCAAUGCACAAAGAUCUGCCAAAGGCAGAAUAUGAUCUCUUCCAUUGUUUGUAUGUAAGUGAUAUUAAAAAAAAAAACGAAGUUUUCUCUCUACACAUAAAAAUUGGCAGCUUCGGUCUCAGCUAAAACUACUUGUAAAAGUCCUGUUGAAUUUCGAACUCUACAUAUUAAUUGAUAAGGUCGCGUGUCGUGCGCGUAUGAUAAAUAAAGGUGUGAUCUUAAUUAUAUAAUUUUAUCAUAUAAUAUUUUACGUGUGAUUGAUUGUUGGGAUUCGCUCGAAUCGUGUGAUGUAGGACUAAAAUCCCUCGCCUACUUUAUAAGUAGUAGAUGAAUGAUGCUUGUUGUAUUGGCACUCAAUAUUGUUCAUUUGUGCCUGUAAUACAAUUAUAAUACUAAAUGUAACUAAAAUGUGUGUGUGUGUGUGUGUGUGUGUGUGUGAGCCGUACAUAUAUCUAUAUAUAAUUAUCAUUUCAUUUAUUUACAAUUUAGUAGAUGAAUAUUUUGAGUGAAGUCAAAUUUUAUACUCUAGUUUUUAUGCAGAAAUAAUAAUAUUAUAUUAUAAUAUCAAUAAUUGGUAACACCAAGACGUUAGGCUUAGGAACAAAUAAGAUCUUGUAUAUAUCGAAAAAAAAAAAUAAACAUAUUAUUGCAGUGUCCUACUUUAUUUUUGUAAAGUUUAUAUUUGGACGCGCGGCUUUGUAAAUACGCGUCGGGUAUGAAUGACUGGAAUGGAACGUAAGCCGUCAUCGGAUAUGGAACGAAGAAGUGACUUUGAUAGAGCGUAUAAUUUAUUUACAAUUUAAUUAUUAUACAUUUUACUUUAUAUUACGACGUUGGCACAACGAGGCACGCAUUCUGCUAGUAAAAUGAACAGUACCGCUACCAUGAGUUUGUACUAGCACUUUACUACAGUAGACUACUGUCGAGUUUCUACAGCAUUUGUAGUUACUUACCGCGUUUUUUUUUUCACUGCAAUAAAACAGCGCUUUGACAACAAAUAGCAGUACGAGUGUUUAUCCAUGUAGCAAGAUUCUGAGAAAGAAUAUCAAUCUACCAAAACAAAAAUCGUUCGAUAACAACGUCAAUAAAUAUAAAAAAUACGAACACGUCGAAAUCGUGGGAUGCUUGAAAUUAAACUAGUAGAUACUGCACGCGGAAAUCGCGGGAUGUCCAAUCAGAGGGUUAACUGUACACUGUUGAACAUAGCCUUCCUCAUAACGGAGAGUUUUGCCAGUAGUUGCCAAGAUUGGCAGGCGAGUUGGCAAACGCUGUGUGGCUUUUGGUAAUGAUUUAAGAGGGAUGCUGCUGCCCAUCCCUAUACCAUAAGCUCUUUUAGUCUCUUAGGACAGCCACGGGAAAGGAAAAGGUUGGCCUAUUCUAAGCCGGGACCUACACGGUAACACAUUUGUAGUACUCGAUAGUUAUACAGUAAUUUAUCCUACGAAAACGAGAGGCAUUAUAGUUUACGAUAGUGGCAUAACUAACGAAUUACUACUACAUCCCUCACCACAGGGAGACUUUGUACAAAAGUCGAUUGCUUGGGUACCUCUGUCCCAUUCGUGCUUCAACCGUAAAGCAGUUGUGUUUGCAUGGCUGUGUUUCGGUUUGAAGGGUGGGAUAUGGUGUGAAUUUACAGGGUACAGAGGAAUAACACCUGAGUCCUCAGGAAUGGCAACGAAUGGGGGGUAUCAUGGGCGAAACAGUAUACUCUGUUAUGUCCAUGUUACUGCUCAUGUCUAUAGGCGACGGUUACUACUUUCCAUCAGGUGGGCCGUCAGCUUGUUUGCCGUUUUAAGUUGUAUAAAAAAAUACAUGCACUAUAGAAUUACUAUAGAUAUAGUAAUCUACUGUAGUAAAUUAUCUGUACAAACUCAUGGUAACUGUGGAGGUGUGUGAGGCCUAUAAAAUCAAAGACAGCUAAAUCCAAAAUUAUCUAUUAAUAAAUUAUCUAUCUAUCUAUCUAUCCAAAUUUGUCAAAUAUUUAGGAAAUUAUAAAAAACUAAUAUAGAAUAUGGAACGAUAUUCUAUAUUUUAAACCAGAAUAAAGAAAAUUAGAAUAUUAGUAAUAAUUCGAAUUAUAAUUAAUAAAACUUUUAAUUAAGAGAAAUAUUUGAAUACAGUGUAAAAAGGAAAUUGAUUUUAUAGCGUUUAGCUGCAUUUGAUUAUAUUAUAGGUCUCAAUUAUGAGAGAUAUAGUCAGAUACAACACGCGCGCCACUUUUUAUUAGUAUAGAACACAUUCUGAUUUGCUGGAGAUUUUCUUCUGUAAUAAAUCUAAAAAAGUAUCCCAUAAAAUUCCAUAAUAUUCUAUCUGUGGUUUUGUACAUAUUAGUUUGCUGUCAGUCUGUUAAUCAAAUGAAAUCAAUACUAUCUACGACAUUAUUCAUUUUAUUCGAUCAAUAAGAUAAAAAAAAAAUGUUUGAAAAUGGAACCCGGUUGUUCGACGUUCAAAUAUUAUAGAACGAGAUGCACAUUUCUUGCGUCGUUGUACCAACGGUGUUAAUACAAGAAAUAAACAUGUGAAUGUCUUGUACUAAUUAUGUCUAUCAUAUAAAUUAUUUUGGCAAAAUGAUAUCUAUAUUCUAAAUAUAU
This is a messenger RNA of Galleria mellonella (greater wax moth), 8658 nucleotides long. Its product is annotated as HIRA-interacting protein 3-like. The record is from RefSeq and is a predicted model, not a curated record. The transcript has 16 exons. Lineage: Eukaryota; Metazoa; Arthropoda; Insecta; Lepidoptera; Pyralidae. Bases 211 to 2139 code for a protein of 642 amino acids.